This is a messenger RNA of Larimichthys crocea (large yellow croaker), 2830 nucleotides long. It is a transcript of the gene ar, whose product is annotated as androgen receptor. NCBI's taxonomy places the organism in Eukaryota, Metazoa, Chordata, Actinopteri, Sciaenidae. The record is from RefSeq and is marked provisional. Gene Ontology annotation, molecular function: DNA-binding transcription factor activity; zinc ion binding; sequence-specific DNA binding. Gene Ontology annotation, biological process: regulation of DNA-templated transcription.
GAUCUCGGUUUAGGAGGAGUUUGUGACUCCUGCAGCUCUCUCAGGACCUUUUUCUUUUUCUUUCUUUCUUUUAACGGAACGGUUUUCCACAACGUGAGAGUUGAGCGGUAACAAUCACAGGGACCUGGAGACUUUUUUUUUUGUCGUGCAAAGUUCCCAGUCUCUUGACCGGGUAAACACUUUCUGGGCAAUGAGCCAAACUAACCGAGAGUUAUCUUGUACCACAAUUUGCCCAGAGAGUGAGAAAUUAAAAACAAGCGACGCGGUGAGUGCUCACAGCAUGGCGCAAAACUCUGGAGAAAGUCGGGUGUAUUUCACCAAAAACUCAACAGAUUCAAUCACCUACAGGUCCGGACUUAGUCAUCCGCUUGUGUGUGACAUGGAAAAACACUGCUGUCAGACAGCUGCCGCUUCUCAGGAGGAGUUGUUAAACGCUGAGUCCCGUGUGGGCGAGAGCCGCUCUUUUUCUGCCUGCGCCACAAUCUCAGAAACAGCCAGGGAGCUCUGCAAAGCGGUGUCCGUGUCGCUGGGACUGACCAUGGAGUCCAAUGACACGUGUGACAUGGACCCAGCUCUCACCCAGUGCGCUCCAAAUGGCCACAUACGAGGAGGAGAUUAUUUGUUUGGAGUUGGAGCCGUGCCCCCGAACUGUCCCGGAGCUCAGGCUGCCGUCACCGACCAUGAUGACCGGCCCAUGCACGGCCAGAAGCAAUUGGUGGAAAUGUUCAAAAGUUCAGAGACUGUCGCUGCUGCUGAUUCUGCACGCCUGCAACACUUCGGCUCCGCUCGGACAUCAGCUGAUGAGCAAAACUUCACAUUGUGCAAGGUUGAUGACAUAACCUCAGAGGAGAUAGAUCAUCUGGACACAGUGCGCGCUCCCUCUUGCCAUUAUGCCCAAUCCGCGCCAGGCAACUUGGCACACUUCAGCCACGCGGAGAGGCCGUGCCGAGUCUAUAAACCCCCCGACGAAGAGAGAGACUUCGGGGAAACAAUGGAGAACAAGUUCGGUGGUUAUCAGCCCGAACAAUACGGCGUCAAAGUCAAAUCUGAGGACGAGUCCGAGUCUCUGUGGGGCACAAAUUACACCUUUAAUGACAAGUACAACUCUCAGCUUUGGGGAUCGAGGCAAUGCAUAAACGCACAUAACGCAGGAGCAAACACCGCGUUCAUGUGUGCUCCAUACGAGAGGAGCGUGGUGCGUCCGGAGCAGUGGUACCCAGGCGGGAUGCUGAGGCCGACCCAUCCCAACUCCAACUACAUGAAGACUGAAGUAGGCGAGUGGCUUGAUGUCGCCUACAAUGACACCAGGUAUGAGGCCGGCAGAGAGCACGUGUUCCCAAUGGAGUUCUUCUUCCCACCACAGAGGAUGUGCCUGAUCUGUUCAGACGAAGCGUCCGGCUGCCAUUACGGCGCACUCACCUGCGGGAGCUGCAAGGUUUUCUUCAAAAGAGCCGCCGAAGGGAAACAGAAAUACCUGUGUGCAAGCAAAAACGACUGCACUAUUGACAAGCUAAGAAGAAAGAAUUGUCCGUCCUGUCGGCUGAGGAAGUGUUUUGAAGCUGGAAUGACUCUCGGAGCACGCAAACUAAAGAAGAUCGGACAACAGAAAAACCCUGAAGAGGAUCAUUCUGUUCAGGAUCCUUCAGAAGUUAUCCCGAAUAUCUCUCCUAAAUCAGGCCUGAACUUCAACUCCCAGACGGUUUUCCUCAACAUUCUGGAGUCCAUUGAGCCUGAGGUGGUGAAUGCAGGACACGACUAUUGCCAGCCAGACUCAGCUGCCACCCUGCUCACCAGCCUCAAUGAGCUGGGAGAAAGACAACUGGUCAAAGUGGUCAAAUGGGCUAAAGGGUUGCCAGGUUUCAGAAAUCUCCACGUGGACGACCAAAUGACUGUCAUUCAACAUUCAUGGAUGGGGGUGAUGGUGUUUGCACUGGGAUGGAGAUCCUAUAAGAACGUCAACGGCAGGAUGCUUUACUUCGCCCCGGAUCUUGUGUUCAAUGAACAUCGGAUGCACAUUUCCACCAUGUACGAGCACUGCAUACGGAUGAGGCAUCUGUCACAGGAGUUCCUGCUGCUGCAGAUCUCUCAGGAAGAGUUCCUCUGCAUGAAGGCCUUGCUUCUCUUCAGUAUUAUUCCAGUUGAGGGUCUGAAGAGUCAGAAGUACUUUGAUGAACUGCGUCUCACCUACAUCAACGAACUCGAUCGCCUGAUUAACUAUCGAAUGACCUCCAAUUGUUCUCAGAGGUUCUACCAACUCACCAGACUCCUGGACUCUCUCCAAAUGACGGUAAAGAAGCUCCAUCAGUUUACAUUUGACCUUUUUGUCCAAGCUCAGUCGCUCCCCACGAAGGUCAGCUUUCCAGAGAUGAUUGGAGAAAUAAUCUCAGUACAUGUACCAAAGAUCCUGGCAGGUUUGGCCAAACCCAUCUUGUUUCACAAGUAGAAGGAGAAAAGUGACUCAUCUUUUGCUGCCUCCAUAAACUUUAACAAAGGUCCUCUUUACCUACAUCUUCAGUCUAAUAAUUCUUAGUCCUGGAACCAUCUCUUUCCCUUUCAGCCAUAAUUGAGAUAGUUUGUUCAGAACUAUUAAAGCUUUUAUCCGAGAAGCUGCAAGGCAUCACCUGUUGACAGCUCUGCUAUUUCUAAAUGUGUAGAGUUUGUGUUUUCAGCUGGAGGAGAGAUGCUACUUUACAUACACACUAAGUUUGUAAAUCAUUGUUAAAUCAACCUAAAAGUAGCAGGGUUAAAAACACGCUUCACAUGUGACCUUAAUUAUACAUACACUCGACAAGGUAUUCAUGAAAACUAAAAAGAGACAAACUGGAUCAAA